This is a messenger RNA of Scophthalmus maximus (turbot), 2441 nucleotides long. RefSeq names its product SRY-box transcription factor 7 (gene sox7). Gene Ontology annotation, molecular function: RNA polymerase II cis-regulatory region sequence-specific DNA binding; DNA-binding transcription factor activity, RNA polymerase II-specific. The transcript is spliced from 2 exons. The record is from RefSeq and is a predicted model, not a curated record. NCBI's taxonomy places the organism in Eukaryota, Metazoa, Chordata, Actinopteri, Pleuronectiformes, Scophthalmidae. Gene Ontology annotation, biological process: regulation of DNA-templated transcription; cell differentiation; anatomical structure morphogenesis. The coding region runs from base 345 to 1538 and encodes 397 amino acids.
GAGUCCUCCGGGGUUUCUCCUGGAACCUGCUCCUCAAAUAUAAAGCGCUCCCCCCCAUCCAGCAGGAAAGAGCGAGCCCAGGCGCACGAGGAGGAGCACAUCAGGAGCACAUCUGGACGCGCCACUGGACGGUGACAGUCUGCAGCUCUAUGCCGAGCCGCUCGGUGAGUUGACAACGCCGCUGGAUAUUUAAUCUCAAGCUGUUUUUUUUUUUUGUUUUGUUUUUUAAAAUUCGCCCUGCGCGGUGUCUGCUCAGAGCGUGUGCCCCCCCCCCCCCCAAACAACAACAACAACAACAACAACAACAGAAACGAGUGCCAGGCGCGUGUCGAGAGCGGGUUGGGAUGGCAGCCCUCAUCAGCGCCUACUCGUCGUGGCCGGAGUCCUUCGAGUGUCCGGCGGGAGACGGGGACGCGCCCGACGCGCCCGACGCGCACGGCCCGCACGGCCCGCACGGCCCGCACCGGGGCGCCGCGGACAAGGCGCCGGAGCCGCGCAUCCGACGGCCCAUGAACGCGUUCAUGGUCUGGGCCAAGGACGAGCGCAAGCGGCUGGCGGUGCAGAAUCCGGACCUGCACAACGCCGAGCUCAGCAAGAUGUUGGGCAAGUCAUGGAAGGCCCUGACUCCCCCGCAGAAGAGGCCCUACGUUGAGGAAGCCGAGAGGCUCCGGGUUCAGCACAUGCAGGACUACCCCAACUACAAGUAUCGGCCUCGCCGGAAGAAGCAGCUGAAGCGCAUCUGCAAGCGAGUGGACCCCGGCUUCCUCCUGAGCGGGCUGGCCCCCGAUCAGAACGCCCUGUCCGACCAGCGUGCCCUCUGUCGGCCCCACGACAAAGACGAGGGCAGCCCACACGGUGGCUUUUCCAGCCCCGCUCUGCCCAGCGUCCGAAGCUUCAGAGACCCGGCCGGUUCCAACAGCAGCUUCGACACCUACCCCUACGGCCUGCCCACUCCGCCCGAGAUGUCCCCCCUGGACGCCAUGGACCACGAGCACGUGCCCCCCUCUUAUUACUCAACUUCUGGCAGCUCCUGCUCGUCUUCCUGUCCAGAUGAGCACCAUCAGAAUCAGACGCACAUCGGCAGUCCGCCCCCUUACCACACUGACUACGCUCAGACCCAAAUCCACUGUGGAGGCGCGCACAUGGGUCACAUCCCUCACAUGUCCCAGACUGGAGGCCUGUCUUACUACAGCACCUCGUCCUUCCCCCAGAUUCACCACGGGCUCCACCACGGCCACCUGGGUCAGCUGUCCCCCCCACCGGAGACACAGGGCCACCUGGAGACUCUGGACCAGCUGAGCCAGGCCGAGCUCCUGGGAGAGGUGGACCGCAAUGAGUUUGACCAGUACCUGAACUCCACUGGGACCGGGUUCCACCCUGAGCAGGGCAGCGGCAUGACCGUUACGGGACACAUCCAGGUGGCGUCAGCCGCCGCCGCCGCCACCACUGCCUGUCCCAGUAGCACCGCAGAAACCAGCCUCAUUUCCGUGCUGGCAGACGCAACAGCGGCCUACUACAACAACUACGGCAUCUCGUAAGCUCAGUUGCACCACCUACGACACUUGGGACUGAUCAGACACUACAGGGUUUAAAAUGGGUGAAGGCAUUUGGGAUAAUGUUGCACUUGGGUGCUGAUAAGGCAAAGAUUUCUGUGUGCUACUAUGAGUCAUUUCACAACCUGUUAUUAGCAUCUAUGGGCAACUUCAUCCCGCCACGAUUAAAAACCUGAACUGAUUACUGAGCAAAAUGAUUGUCGCGAGCCGAGAAAAGAACAAAGAGCGAUUGGAGGAACGUGAAGAAAGGGAGAUGGGACACCUCAGGGAUGCAGACACUAAAUACUAUAUGCCACCUCCAGUUGUCGGGGAAAUUUCUAAAACUGGAAGAACAAUCGUUGAGAGACUCGUUGUCCACUUGUAAAUGUCACCAGUUACUGUUGCGUGUACAGAUGCUCUUAAGAAGAUAAUUUAAGUCCUUCGAUGUUUCGCAUUAAACACUGACUGUAAUGCUAUUAUCAAUGCUAAACAUUCGAAUGUUUGUAUCAUACGUUCUCGCUCUCAUUAGUUUGGGAGUCUUACCUCAGUAGUUGUAAUUGAAUGAGGUUUUUAGUUGGACAUUUCUUAUGCAAUUUAACGAAACAAGUGUAUAAUGAUGGGGGGGGAAAGCCGUUUAUACUUCUUCUCAAGUACUUAAUAAUAUAUAAUUAUAACCUCUACGAUGAAAAAUAAUAAUGGUAACUAUAACUGUAUGCUGAUUUAGGUUUGUGAAAGACAGUAAUUUAAAAUAAAGGUCAAUUUUUUAAAUAUUACACAGCUCUACUUGGAUGAUGUGCAACAAAACUUUUUAUAAUUUCACUAUUACACCUGAACAGGAGAAGAUAUUGGUGCAGGAGCGGAUACGCACUUGAUACAAUCACAUUCCUGAAUAAAAACAAUAAAAAGAAA